This is a messenger RNA of Spirometra erinaceieuropaei, 414 nucleotides long. The record is from the annotation of a GenBank genome assembly. NCBI's taxonomy places the organism in Eukaryota, Metazoa, Platyhelminthes, Cestoda, Diphyllobothriidea, Diphyllobothriidae.
AUGUUUAGGCAGGAAUCCCAGAGAACACGAUUACGUCGUAUUAAGAGGUAUGGAAACGAGACUUUCCAGUAAGUGAUGGAAAAUAACGCUGUUGUACCUUUCAGGAGCCACAGGAGAACGCCGACGACUUUCGAAACCAUCCCUUUGGGCGACCAGACAGACGAUGGUAAUGUCACUUCUCCUGGAACUUAUUCUCCAAAAGUGCCAUCAGCUAGCGAUCAGAUGCGUAUAUUGCUUCUGAUAUGUAAGCAAAUGGCAACACUGCCGUCCACAAUCGAUGUCACUGAGAGCCACUGGAAGGUUAUUUCCAACUACUGGACAAUAGCUUCCGAAACCAAUCGGUAUGAUACCCAAUUUAUAACUCCCUCUUGCGUUAGACCUACUACCUCACACGCCUUGGUGGGCACAAUGUAG